GAUAAGUUUUUGAUUUGAGAAUCUUUAUGUGGAAAGAUGUGCUUGUGCUUGGAAUGAUGUGCUUGUCGACCCACCUGUAUUUGGGUUGCCUGUGUAUCUCGUGGUAAAGUGACGUCACGAUUGUGCAACAUGCUUCCCUUCGAGUCGAGUGUUAGACAUAGUUGACGAGAAAUACGACCAUAUAAUAUCUUAUCCAUUGUAGGACAGACAAUAUAGAAACUACUGAAAGGUUUAGAUAUAAUCAAAGAAUAGGUAUGCAGAGUUUGGUGGCGAGUGUUUCGUGCCAUGCUUCAACAGUACCGUUAAAAUCGAACCACGUUGAAUCGCAUGGGGAUAAAAAGAUGAGUUUGGAAAGCAAAAAACCAUCUUUUCUUCCUUUAAAACAGAAUACAAAUCUAGUGCAGAAGCCAGUUAUUAGCACAAGACCUCUUCAAAAGCCAGAGAUACCAGCUUGUAUUGAGGCCUGUGAUGUUAGCAGUCUACUGGAUAAGUUUCUUGAGUAUGAACUGAACCAAAAUGGUACUGCCAAUAAGAUCAAGGAUUCAUCUGUUGCUCUUACUCCAGUGUCAUCUCCGAGCCAUAAGAAGAGUUGCAAUUUGACUGAAGCAUUGAAUGCUAACAAGAAACCUUGCGAAUCAUCACCAAUAGGUCUAACUCCACCAGUGAGUCCACCCUCCAAUCAAAGCAUUCCUUCAGCAGCCAAGUAUAUAGUUAUACCUAUAGUUAUACCUAUAGUUCCCUCAACUCCAGUUACAACACGUGAUAAAAGGAAUGUCCCUCCCACUUCGCCCACCGGGACAGUGAAUGAGAGUAAAAAGCAGGACAGAAAUACAAUAAUUGGUACCUCCAUGGAGAAGGUUACAUCAAAUCGCAAAGCUCCCAGUAAUGCCACAAUUAUGAACAAUAUAAAAAAUAAAACUGAAAUGCAUCGUAUAACUAGGCAGAAUGUUUCCAGUAAAAGUAAGAAUGACUUCUAUCAUGGUAAUAAAAAUGUUGGUGAAGAACCGACAACAAAUUGUGACUCAGAACAAAAGACAAGCUCUCUCCAAUUUUUACAAGAAAAAGAGAAAAAAAUCCCAAAAUCUAGCACGGGUUCUACAGUUGACAAAAGAGUUAAUGAUGAUGGCUAUAAAAAAUCGAAAAGAUGCUACAGUUCAGAUGAUGAUGAUGAUAAUGAUGAGAAAGAUUAUUAUGACUACAAGAGAAAAAAAUAUUAUACAAGAGAUGAGUGUUAUUGGUCAACAUCUGAAGAUGAAAGUGAUGGGGAAAUAAGGCAGUACCCUUCAAGGAAACUAGGGCGCAGAGAAAAUCAUCACAAAAGAAGGCACAGGUCACAUAGUAGCUCUAGUGAUUCAGAUGACAAUCAUAGCACAAGUGGUAAAUCUAGAAGUUGUACCUUAAAUUAUGAACAACAGAGAAGAAAAGAUGCAGAAAGCAAGAAAGAAAACUGUAUCCAAAAAGCUCCCGUUUAUGACAUUGAAAUGGAGCGCAAAAAGAACUUCAAGCUGGACAGGAGUUUCAAGGAAACUGCUACUGAAAAGCGAAAAAUAGUCUAUAUUGGCAACAUUGAGGAGUCAAUGUCGAAAAAUGAUAUAUGGAGGAGGUUCAGAGAAUAUGGACCAAUUCAGAAAGUCACUGUGCAUUACAGAAAUGAUGGGGAUAAUUAUUCAUUUGUGACAUUUGUAGAUUCAUCAUCUGCCCUUGAGGCAAUAGAAAAAGGAAAUAAAGAUCCAGAUUUAAAACACCUGGACAUAUGUUUUGGAGGAAGACGAAAAUUCUGUGGUGGCAGCUAUGUGGAUUUUGACUCCAACACAAGUUAUUUGGAAGAAAAGCAAAUUAAUGGUGAUGUUGCAUCAUCUCAAUCCAAGACUGAGGAGAUGGAUUUUGAUGCUCUUCUUAAAAUGUGUCAAAGGAAGUCUAGAUGAUGUAAUCAAGUUACACUAAAAACAAAUCUAUUUCCCAAAUAAUUUUUUCCAAGAAAUAAAAUGAAAUAAUCCAAGAAAAGUGCACUUAGUAUCAUAACCUAAAUUGCAUAAGAAAAUAUCUAGAAUUUUUCCAAACUGAAUGAAAAUUAACAAAUGAAUUCAGUUCAAUGAGUUCGUAUAUUAAAAUUGUUGAAUUGUUCAAUUGAAAUUGUUUUGUUAUCAAGAGUUAUUAUCUUUAUGAUAGGUAAUUAUUCUUAACACUUCCUGUCAAUAGGAAAGUAUUUUAAGCUAGCACAUUGAUUCCAAUAUUUACUCAAAAUCUUCAUCCAAUUACAUGUAUUAUACAGCCGAUUACAAAACAUAUUCACUAGUGAAUCACAAAAUAUGAAUGACAGAGUGAUUCUAUUUGGCCCAUGAAAGAAUCGUAAGCUGAAUACAUGAUAGUAGACACUUGUUCCAUUUUUCGUUUUACUUCAAGCAUUACUCCCUGGCUAAAUGAGGAAACAUUUCCAGAAACAUGACAGAUUACCAUUUGCAUGCUUUCUAAUUGUUCCCAGUUCAACCAUGUGAAAAACAUUGCUACACACAACCAAUUUUGCUUCCAAGAAACAUUUUGUUUCGUUGCCAAGUGGAAACAAUGUUACACUGUUUCAUGACAGUUGAGCCACCUUAGGAAACAAAUGAAUAUUUUUGGAAACAUGUUUCCUAGUUUAGCCAGGACCCUAGAUACAAUAUACAACAUCGUUUCAUUAGCCAAGUAAAAUCACACUUGCGUGGUGUAUAAUAUUAUAUAAUGCUUUCCAAUGAUACACCAUGGAAUAUCCCACUUGUCUUUUCUUGUAGCACACCUGCUUGAGGACUUGUGAGUACACAAAGAUUAUACAAAUGACUUGUGGGAUAAUCCAUGGUAUGCCAACUAUUGUGUAACUAGAAUGUAUCCAGGGUGUUCAAUAGUCCAUAUACAUGUAUUGAGAAUUAAAGCCUUUGCUUCUGCCCAUUCAUCCUGAAGCAAAUCAAUGUGAGACUGGAUGGGCAAAAAUCUAUUUUUCCAGCUAAUAUGGCUGCUGUGUGAGAAAGGCCUAUUGUCUUAUUCUAGACUUGUGGUUCUAGAGUUCACACUUUUUGUAUUUAAAUCACAGAAUAGCUACAUUUUAUAUAUUAUUUGGUGUGUUACCAAAGCAAUAUACAGUGGGACUACACCAAGCAAGGCCAACCAGACAAGUUUUCAUACAAAUUUUUUUGGUUGGCCUUGGAUAAUAAAGUCACACUUGUAAUCUUACAUUGAAAAAAUGCAAUGUAUUUCAAAACUAUAAAUGGUCAAUAAAUCAUUACAUUACCUCA
Molecule: messenger RNA, 3266 nt
Organism: Actinia tenebrosa (Australian red waratah sea anemone)
Lineage: Eukaryota; Metazoa; Cnidaria; Anthozoa; Actiniaria; Actiniidae
Biological process (GO): positive regulation of transcription by RNA polymerase II
Cellular component (GO): nucleus
Molecular function (GO): RNA binding; transcription factor binding
Source: RefSeq, a predicted model, not a curated record